UGGAGAGCGACGAAGGCAGCGAUGCGGCGCAACGAUGAAGAUGGUAACGAGAAGAGAGUGAGACCGGCAGAUAUGGGAGGAUCUCUACUAAAGAAGGAAGUCGCCCUUGGACACCGACUUGGACGUCCUUAUCAUCCUUCGCUACCUGCAAGACAAAAGGUGAACGUCGCCAGCCAUCCAUCUGAUGAUAGAACGACGUGAACGUAAAAACGAAAAAUUCCAAUCGUAGAGCCGUCAAUGGAGGAUCAGGCAAAUUUGAAUGAUGGACGCAGCAAUCUGAAGUGCACUUCUUCUGUACACGACGUGGCGGAGGAAAAACCUCCGUUCGGCUCCAGGUUCUUGACAGACGAUGCCGAGGUCUGGACUCAGAAUGCUUGGGACCAUGUCCCUCCUCCCGACGACCAGGACGAAAUCAUCGCCGCAUCGUUAACGAAACAACGUUCUGCUCCAGUUCCAGAGGAUGAUAAGCGCAAGUAUCAUGACAAGCCUGCAAAAUUCUGGGAUAAUUUUUACAAGGCCAAUUCGAGCAAUUUCUUCCGCGAUAGAAAGUGGCUACAUAAUGAAUUUCCUGAGCUAGUGGAAGCUACGCUGGCAAAGGCUGGCACUAAGACUAUCGUCGAGAUUGGAUGUGGUGCUGGAAACUCUGUAUUCCCCCUCUUAGCCUCGAAUCAAAAUCCCGACCUUUCAAUUUUUGCCUUUGACUAUGCUCACCAUGCCGUCAAACUUGUGCAGUCAAAUCCUCUAUACGAAUCACCUCCCAUGGGCUCCAUAACAGCGGCGCCCUGGGAUCUAUCCUCUGACAAACUUCCCAAAGUAGAACCUGGGAGCGUGGAUAUUGUAAUAAUGGUCUUCGUUCUCAGCGCUCUACAUCCGGAUGAAUGGCAUAACGCUCUAAAAAACAUGCAUACGAUGCUCAAACCCGGUGGUCUUGUCAUGUUCCGCGAUUACGGCCGUCACGACUUGACGCAACUGCGUUUCAAAGGUGGCCGUUUACUCGAUGACAAUUUUUACAUUCGGGGCGAUAAAACUCGCGUAUACUUCUUCGAACUAGACGAAUUAUCUCUUUUGUUCACCGGCUCCAGGAUACCAGAAAGCGAGCAUAGCGUCAAGAACACUGUUGAGGAUGAUAAUGGUCUUUCCGUCGAAACAGAUGUGGAUGCCCCAUCCGGCACUGAAACACCUGCAACGGCGGAUGUACCUGAGGACAUAAAGGCACCAUCAAUACACCCAAGCUUACUAUCAUCACACCCCUUGCCUCCCCUUUUCGCUACAGAGCAACUCGGGGUCGAUAGGCGCUUAAUCGUCAACCGGAAGCGCCAGAUCAAGAUGUACCGCGUCUGGAUGCAGGGCAAGUUCCGCAGACUUUAGCGGAACUCCUCAAUAUCUUUCUUCAUUACUUAUGUAAAGAAAGUACUCAGUAAUCCAUAAUACGUGGUUUUAAUCUUAGAAAAUAAUCGCGGCAA
Guyanagaster necrorhizus is the source of this 1463-nucleotide messenger RNA. Its product is annotated as methyltransferase. Gene Ontology annotation, molecular function: tRNA (cytidine-N3)-methyltransferase activity. The transcript has 8 exons. The coding region runs from base 238 to 1368 and encodes 376 amino acids. NCBI's taxonomy places the organism in Eukaryota, Fungi, Basidiomycota, Agaricomycetes, Agaricales, Physalacriaceae. The record is from RefSeq and is a predicted model, not a curated record.